AUGGCGAUUCAGUACGUCCACAACUUCUUCCGCCGAGAUCCGGGCCGUCCAUCUAAAGACAAAAAGCUCGACCGAUUUGUUGAAAAGUCACAAGGACAGUACCAAGUUAAGUUUCUGGACGAAGAAAAGCAGUUCCUUCGAAUCACUCGGGCGUUUGUGGAGAGCAACAGCGUGGAGGAUACAAUUGAAGACGUCUUCAAGGCCAUGAAAAAGAGAGGACUCAAGAAGUACUGGCAGCGGAGGCUUACUGUGACUGGUUGCUACCCAGACCGUGUUGAGGUUAACAUUGCGGACCUGGAGGAGUGGGAGAUUUGA
Messenger RNA from Fusarium verticillioides 7600, 315 nucleotides. RefSeq lists its product as hypothetical. The coding region runs from base 1 to 315 and encodes 104 amino acids. The record is from RefSeq and is a predicted model, not a curated record. The transcript has a single exon. NCBI's taxonomy places the organism in Eukaryota, Fungi, Ascomycota, Sordariomycetes, Hypocreales, Nectriaceae.